Medioppia subpectinata is the source of this 609-nucleotide messenger RNA. The record is from the annotation of a GenBank genome assembly. NCBI's taxonomy places the organism in Eukaryota, Metazoa, Arthropoda, Arachnida, Sarcoptiformes, Oppiidae.
UGUGACGCAUCUCUUCCGCUGGAGGAGAUCCUCCGACCUGAUACGAGACUCAUUGGCAUGCUCAAGAAGGUGUGGAUCCAGUACGGUCAUAGUGCAUGUGCCAGGAUGAUGGAUCUUAUGGUCGAGCGGAUUCACAAUUAUUUCCGUUCGCUGGGACUGGACGACGAAGAAGCGGAAUCGCUGCACAUGCGCUAUUACAAAGAGUAUGGACUUGCUAUCCGCGGUCUUGUACAGCAUCAUGCUAUUGACCCAUUGGAUUAUGACCAAAAGUGUGACGCAUCUCUUCCGCUGGAGGAGAUCCUCCGACCUGAUACGAGACUCAUUGGCAUGCUCAAGAGUUUGAAGAGCCGUAAGACAAGCGUCUUCAGCCUGACAAAUGCGUACAGAGUUCAUGCGCGCCGUGUCCUAUCGCUACUGCAGCUUGACUCGAUUGUCGAGGGUAUCGUGUAUUGUGACUAUACGAAUCCAGAGUUUUCGUGCAAGCCUGAGGCAGAGUUUUACCUUGCUGCGCAGGAAGCUGUCCAUGCCGCGCCCACAGCACAGCACUACUUUGUGGAUGACAGCAUAGCCAACGUACGGCAAGCCAUCAAGCUGGGCUGGUCCAAAAGU